CGCAGCUCAAGUAGAUCCUGCAGCUUUUCGACCAUUUACAGUAUUCCACAGAGCAAUGCAUUCCGCAGGUAACAGUAGAAACAACCAAGAUGGCGAUACUAGUCAUGAUUUCACCAGUCAUAUGUCAAAACAACGGCCUGCACUACAGGGUACGUUUUGCAAGCUUUUUUUUGACAAACCAUAAUUUAGAAAUUUUAUCAAUUUACCCGUGUAAGAAUAUAAUAUGUUGUUAUAAGAUAUAAUAUUUCAAUGACUACAGUUGGGCACCGUCUUGGGACGGUUAGUUGCCAAACAAACGCAGUGCCGUAAAUAGCCCUGAAAAAAAGACAACAAGGCAGAAUUCUUUCGGGAAAGAGUGUUAAAAUAGUUACAUAUUUGCAUUAUCAUGUGUUUUGAAUCAUUGUUUUGUAGUUGAUUUUAUUUUCUUAUGCUACCCAUUCAAAUCGUAUACAUGUAUUGCAUAUGUAUUGCAUUUCCAUGUUGUUUUAAAGUUAUUCAUGUAAACAAUUUGCCGGAUCACGAAUUCUAUUUGCAAAGUUGUAAACAACAGAUGUUAUAUGAGUGCUACAUCACGUUCCUUAUUAAAAUUUGUCUCAAAUUUCCAAAUUUAUCACGUGCGUAAAUUCAUAAUUUAUAAUUUUACAAAUGCGUUAAUUCAGACGUGAUAUAAAUGAUAUCUAUCUAAUCAAUAUUCUAACCAGUGCAUGAUGUGUAAUAUCCUCCAUGCCUAAAGGGAAGAAAGAAAUUAUAACGUAAAUGCCAAUUCAAAAUGUUUUGCUUAAGUCCUUUGGACGAGAUCUAAUUGUUAGGUCCAAAGAUAUAUGUGCUUAAAAAUUGUGUAAAAACAGUUCUUAAAUUCGUAAUCAUUCUUUUUCUGUUUUGUUUUUAUCUCAAUAAACAUGAAAAAAGAUUAAAAGUUGUAGUAAACCUUGUAACUGAACUUGUUGUUAGUAACUAUACGAUCACGGGUGCGACUACGCGAUAGAUUGCUGCAUAUAAAUGCUUAGUUUCAAGCGAGUUCAGACAAAAAUCUGAGCACAUCAGAGUAAAAUGUACAUACUACUCGCCUGCGUAAUUGGAGACCACGUAGAGGGUUGGGUUCGGGGUACUCCCGAAGAAAUUUUGAAGUUUUACAAGACAACGCUGUGAAUUUUGAUAAAACAUUAAAAAGAAAAUAUGGGCAAAUACGGUUUAAAAGUUUGCACUAAUUGAAAUACAGGUAAAGGUGGGAUUUCAAUGGUCCUCUUUAAGAAACUCUGAAAUGAUGAAAGACAAAAUGUGCAUUUUAAGACAUUUCCGAUAAAGAAUUUAAGAGAAUUUGGUGGAAAUGUACACAGUACCCGCCUGCAUAACUGAGUACAGGGUCAAAUUUGGGAAAUAUUUUAUUGAUAUAAGAUACAAUGGGGCAUUUACUCCACCUCUGACAAAGAAUCUUAGUAAAUCAGGUUAAAAUGUACGCAUACGUGCUACUCCUAAUUUGUUUAAAAGUAGAAAUGGGUUUGGGACGACCCUCUUAGAGAAUUGUGGAAAAUUCAAUAAGGCAAACUAUGCAUUUAAAAAUCAUUUCAGACAAAUGAAUCUGAGCAACUCAGAUUGACAGGUUUACCAUACCACACUGGUAAAUCAGAGAACAUGUAUUGGGCUUAAAACUGUUAAGUUCCACAAGAAAAUGGUACCUUUUAAAGCCUGUUUAGACAUGAAAUUGUUAGCAAAACGUUAUGUGAUUCACAGGCAAAAGUACACAAUCAAAUGUUUAGAGCGAAAACAGAAAUUGUGAUUGUUUAUGUAGAUGUAACAAAAGAUACAAGUUGCUUAAAAAACACCGAAGCAGCUGCCUCGAUGUGUUACGGCACUGAAACUAUUAAGCUCAAAACAGGUCGACUGCACAAAGAUACAUCCACUAUUUGCUAGUUAUAACAGACACAAAAUGCAAACCUCAUGUGUAACAUUUACACUUAGCCGUAUGACAUUCCUACAAGUAUUUGAAAUUAGCGCUGCUUUCCUUCUCCAGGAGACAGCAUCUGGAGAAGAACAAGGAGACGAAAUAGAAAAGCCGUGGAGAAGUCUAGACAAGAACGGCGCAUGGGAUGAAAACUACAAAAAACGGCUUAUAAAUGAAAUAGGCAACACACAUAUUAAGGAAAAAGAAGUACAAAACGUUCGUAUUUUACUGCUAGGACCCAUAAAAGCUGGGAAGUCGUCUUAUCUAAAUACAAUAGCUUCCAUUGACAAAGGAAGAAUGUCUCAAGUGACCAUAACAGGUGGAGCAGGAAUAAGUUUAUCGAGAAAGCUCAAGGUAUUUAGACCACAAGAAAGAUUGAAGAAUUUCCGAUUACUGGAUACAAUGGGAAUAGAAGAUACAGAUCUAGGUGGAUUCAAUAUUCGAGAUCUUUUGUUUGUUGUCAAAGGACAUGUUCCACCUGAUUAUAAGUUUAAUCCCGUCAACCCAAUAUUUGAAGACAGUAAAGAUUUCAAGAAAAACCCGAAAAGCAAAGACAAAAUACACUGCGUAGUUUUUGUGAUGGACGCAAAUGUGGUUGGUCAGGACAACAUUUCGGAUGCAACAAAGAAGAAAGUUAAAGCCUUACAAGCUGAGUUAAUGAAUAUUGAUAUUCCGAGGAUAGUUAUACUUACCAAGAUUGACGUGCUUUGUGGGAUGACUGAAGCAGACACUGUUAAUUGUUUUAGAAGUGAAACUGUGAAGAAUGCUGUUGAUCUGGCAGAAGAGCUAUUUAGUGUUCCGAAACAAAAUAUUUUUCCUGUGCAAAAUUAUUCAGAAGAGAUGGAAAUGGACACGAAUAAAGAUAUACUAUCACUUUUAGCCCUCAAGCAAAUGAUACUCUUUGGAGCUGAUUUCCUAAACGAUAUUUCUGCACAAACAAGCGAUGACGAAGAGGCUUCUUAAAGAUAUGAAGAAUUUGUCCGGAUGUAAUCCUUCAUAUCUCAUCUUGUAUUUAAAUUUCCGUAGACGGGCUUUGUCGAGUUCGACUUACAUUAGAUUUAUGCAGUGCCAUAAUGAAAACAAAUGUUUAUUAUCUUACAUACUAUUGAUUACGAAUUAUGCACACAGAUAAUUCGAGUUUGAAUAUUACCACGAUCUGCUCAUUAUUUUCAAACUAACCCCAUUAAAGUCAUUAAGUACACAAGUGGUCGUUUUUAAUCUCGGCUGAGAAAAUCAUUCUUCUGUUUCAUUGAAUGAAAUACCUUUAAGAAUUUUCAGUAUCCGUUGCUGAAUUUUGUGGAAAAAAUUGCAGAGGAAAAGAACACUGGUCAUGUACAGUGGUUAAAUUGCAUUUUCCAAACAAAACAAGCGAACGAAUCUAAUGUUCGGUAUCCCGGUAUACUGCUGACAUGUGUUACUUUAAAAGAAACUGUUGGUUUUUAUAUAAUGUUUAUUGUUUGCAACCCUUUAAUUUGGAAAAUACGUUACAUAUAUCAGUUUGUAUAAUAAAACAUUUAGAACAUA
Molecule: messenger RNA, 3466 nt
Organism: Mercenaria mercenaria
Lineage: Eukaryota; Metazoa; Mollusca; Bivalvia; Venerida; Veneridae
Product: interferon-induced protein 44-like
Exons: 8
Coding region: 1928-2905 (325 amino acids)
Molecular function (GO): GTP binding
Source: RefSeq, a predicted model, not a curated record